Molecule: messenger RNA, 936 nt
Organism: Fusarium poae
Lineage: Eukaryota; Fungi; Ascomycota; Sordariomycetes; Hypocreales; Nectriaceae
Exons: 1
Coding region: 1-936 (311 amino acids)
Source: RefSeq, a predicted model, not a curated record
AUGCCUCGACGGCAAAAACCAUCAAGAGGACUCAAAACCUUUCAUAGGUUCCCUCAGCUGCCUCUGGAGAUUCAGGAUGAGAUCUGGAAGCUCGCAUUCGAAAAUGUAGUCCCAAAUGCCCACAUCGUCAAUUUUACAGAAGAAUACAACCCUGACGGUACAACACAUUGGUGUUUGCAGCGCCUGGAUGCAACAGGAUAUAGUAGUCGUCGCGACAAACCUUUAUAUCACACCCGCCAGGACCUAAUGCUGACCUGUCGACGUUCGUGGCUGAUCAUCGGAAAGAUAGUGAACAAGUUGACGUGGGAAUACGAAGAUCCUCGAGGCACCUGGUCGCCGACUGUAGUCCGUGAAGGCCAAUAUUGGCUGUUUCAUUCAGAGGGCCCUAUGAAUAUAGCAACGGUCCACCAGAGGAUCUACACCUCUUAUGAACUCGUUAUUAUUUCUAACCCAUGGACUUCAAUCUUCACCCACGCCGGGCUCCCUUCUGGUAACAUACCUGUCAAAUAUGCCGCUUUCCCUUAUCAACCCAACCUUGGCCUUUGGUCGAAUACCGAAGCCGCGUUAAGCAGAACCCUUCGCAUUUUUAACGACCUCAAAAUUCUGUAUAUUCUGCUUGAUUCAGACAAUAUCCGGAAAGGAAAAAUCGGCAAAGGAAAACCCCGCAAAAGGCAGCAAUUGGAAGACAAGGGACUCUAUCCGGCGAUGCAAGAACAUCUAAGAAAUCACAAAAGAACCCCUGGGGAAACAUCGCCUGCGAUAUUCGUUUAUAAAGAUCGAAUCUACCGUGAGAUUUCGGACGUUAUGCUCCUGAAGCUAAAUAAGCUAGCAAGGUUGCCAUAUAGAUUAGAGGGCCUGGAAAGGAUCGCAAGAUUCGAAAGGGCGAAGAAUGGGCAAGUUCGCCCACCUCUGAUCAUUCGGCUCAUGACUUGGUAA